CUCCCUCCCUCCCGCCGCCUCUCACUCCCCGAUGGCGCUCCGCCUCCUCGCUUUCUCCUCCUCCUUCUCCUCCUCUCUCCUUCGCUUCUCCCCCACCACCUCUCCUCGCUCCAUCCCCUCCUCCUCCUCCUUCCCCCAUCUCCCCUCUCCCUCUCCCUCUCCCUCAAACCCUCUUUCUCGAACCCCACACUCCAAUGGCGCUCCCCGACUCCGCCCAAUUUCUCGUUCCCACGCUCCGGGAAGCGAUUCCGGCCUAGCUCCGCUUCUCCCGACCGACGACGGUGCCGCCGCCGCCGCUGCGGAGCUGGCGCCGUCGGAUUCGACGAGCAUUUGGAAGCAGAUGAAGGAGAUCGCCCUCUUCGCGGGGCCGGCGACGGGUCUCUGGAUAUGCGGGCCUCUAAUGAGCUUGAUCGAUACAAUGGUUAUUGGACAAGGGAGCUCCCUGGAGCUCGCCGCAUUGGGGCCGGCGACGGUGUUCUGCGACUACCUCUCCUAUAUAUUUAUGUUCCUAUCCAUUGCUACUUCCAAUAUGGUUGCUACUUCACUAGCUAAAAAGGAUAAAGAAUUAGUGCAACAUCAAAUAUCAAUAUUGCUGUUUGUUGCUUUUGCUUGUGGCUUGGGAAUGUUUAUGUUUACAAGAUUGCUUGGUCCACAAAUAUUGGCUGCUUUUACUGGGCCAGAGAAUCUUCAUAUAGUUCCUGCUGCAAAUACCUAUGCACAGAUUAGAGGUUUUGCUUGGCCUGCAAUUCUUGUUGGCAUGGUUGCUCAAAGUGCUAGUUUGGGCAUGAAAGAUUCAUGGGGUCCUUUGAAGGCUUUGACUGUUGCUAGUGCCAUCAAUGGCUUUGGUGAUAUUUUUCUUUGCAGUAUAUGUGGUUAUGGAAUUGCUGGUGCUGCUUUGGCAACAAUGGUCUCACAAGUUGUUGCAGCUUUUAUGAUGAUGCAAACUCUGAACAAAACAGGUUUCCAGGCUUUCUCAAUGUCAAUCCCGUCGGUUGGAGAGCUUUUCCAGAUAUUUGAGAUUGCAGCUCCUGUUUUUGUAACAAUGACAUCAAAGGGUAAAGGAGGCUUUGUAUGCUUUGUAUUAGAAAAAGUUUCUCAAGGGGGGGCUCUUUCUUAUGUCGCGUUUUAUUCGCUCCUUACAUAUUUUGCAACAUCGAUGGGAACAAUCACUCUUGCAGCUCAUCAGGUUAUGAUUAAUGUGUUCUGCAUGUGCACUGUUUGGGGUGAGCCUCUCUCACAAACUGCACAAUCAUUCAUGCCGGAGUUGAUACAUGGAGUCAAUCGCAGUUUGGUGAAGGAAGGGCCUGGGACGUAAUUUCUUAGUGGCACUAUAUCUCCCUUUAUUCAUGCCUUUUUAUUAGUUUUAAAAAAAUUGAACCUCAGAGGCUCAACUGAUCUCUUGUUUCCCCUCUAACCUUCAAAAAAUUAAUUAAGUGUGUGGAACAACCAAAUAUAAGAAGGCUGCUAAACAAAAGCCUAGAAACAAGCCAAUCAUUGCCACACAUCUUUACAGUUAGUCAACACCAUGCGCUAGUAAUAUUGUUCAUGCACAAGUAUUUUUGUGCAAUGGGCAUGAGGGACGCCGACAUGCUUUAGCACAAAACCGUUUUUAUAUGUCUGCACGGUUGGCAAGGGCUAUACCUAUUUGCACGGUGGGCAUAGGUGGCAUGUGCAGACCAUGUCAGACUGUGCUAAUUGGCACGGCAAUCUUUGUUCAUGCCACAUUAUUGAAAAUAGAGUGACAAAAGGAUUUGAUCCUAAUGUAAUCUUGUAUUAGUGAUGAAAAGUAUUCUGAAUAUGUGAUGGAAAAGCACAUUCACUUGGAGAGCAAUUUGAUGAAAACUGGAAAAAUAUAUCUUAUUUUGCAUAAAUUUU
Molecule: messenger RNA, 1875 nt
Organism: Ananas comosus (pineapple)
Lineage: Eukaryota; Viridiplantae; Streptophyta; Magnoliopsida; Poales; Bromeliaceae
Product: protein DETOXIFICATION 46, chloroplastic-like
Exons: 11
Coding region: 32-1315 (427 amino acids)
Biological process (GO): transmembrane transport
Cellular component (GO): membrane
Molecular function (GO): xenobiotic transmembrane transporter activity; antiporter activity
Source: RefSeq, a predicted model, not a curated record